UGAGUAAACUAAACAGAGGGAGUAACUUCUAGUAGGAAUUACUAAAACGGCGUAGUAAAGUACAAAUUAAAAAAGAAGUAUACACCGCUGCAAUUUACAACAGUCAAACCCUAGCCUCUAAAGCUCCCGCCGUGGAACCACCCAACCACCUCCGUCCGCCGUCGAGCCACCGCAAUCCGUCCACUGCAAAUGAUGUGAAGCAGAGGAGGCCAAAACCAAAUAGAAAGGAGGAAAGGGACUGCGUCAAAUCUGAGGAAGAAUGAGCGGUGGUCGACUUUGCACAUUGUUGGGAGAAUUGGGGUACGAAGGAUGGGAAGCAUUGGACCCUGAUAGCUUCGAAUGGCCGUUUCAGUAUGAAGACACUCGCCCCCUUCUCAACUGGAUCUGCUCCAAUCUUCGUACCUCCAAUGUCCUUUCCCUCUCUGAGCUUUCCCAGUACGAGCAGUUCAAGCAAGAAGGGAAGCUGUUAGAGGGUGAGGAUUUGGACUUUGCUUACCACAGCAUUUCUGCCUUCUCUGAAAGGAGAGACAAUCAGGAGGCGGUUUUUGGUGCUGAGGAGGGGGUGAAAGAUAUCAAAGAGGGAACUCUGGUGUAUAGAGAAGAGGCUUUGGCCUUGCAGAGGCAGCUGAGCCAUCUACAAUCUCAGUUUGACAUGCUUUCGGGGCAGGGCUCAGCCUUGACACAAGGAAGACGACCACGCCUUGCUGCAACUUCUAUUGUUAAAGGACACCUGUCUAAUAUUGACGAUAGCCUUUCUGUCCGAAACUUACAGAUGAAAGCCGUUCUUGAAAGAAUUGCUUCCACAGCGCAUGAGUUGGCACAUUAUCAUUCGGGAGAUGAAGAUGGUAUAUAUUUGGCAUACUCAGACUUCAACCAAUUCUUGCUUGGAGACUCUUCAUGUCUAAAAGAGCUAAAUCAGUGGUUUGCUAAGCAACUGGACACAGGUCCAUUCCGACUUGUUGCUGAGGAGGGGAAAUCUAAAUGCUCUUGGGUGAAUCUUGAUGAGAUCUCAAAUACCUAUGUUAGAGCAGAUUUGGAAAAAUCACAUCAUCAACGUGUAUCUGAGCUACGCCGGCUUCGCUCAAUAUUUGGAGUUAGUGAAAAACAAUGGGUUGAAGCACAGGUCAAGAAUGCCAAGCAGCAGGCUAUUUUAAUGACGCUUAAAUCACAAGUAUCAUCAGAUGAAGCUCAUAUUCAUCUUGAUCUUCAUUCUCUUAGGAGAAAGCAUUCAGAAUUGAAAGGGGAACUUUCAAAUCUUUAUAACCAUGAAGAGAAGCUGCUAUCAGAGACUAUUUCAGAUUUGUGCUGGGAGCUAGCUCAACUUCAAGAUACAUACAUUUUACAAGGUGAUUAUGAUUUGAAGGUCAUGCGACAAGAGUACUACAUUAAUCGGCAGAAAGCAUUCAUAAACCAUCUCAUCAAUCUCCUCGCCAGGCAUCAGUUCUUAAAGAUAGCCUGCCAAUUGGAAAAGAAGAACAUGCUUGGAGCAUUUUCGUUGCUCAAGGUUAUUGAGUCUGAGCUUCAAGCAUACUUGUCUGCAACUGAGGGACGGGUGGGUCAUUGCUUGGCCCUGAUCCAAGCUGCCUCUGAUGUUCAAGAACAAGGAGGAGUACAUGACAGUGAUCAUUUUUUGCAUGCUAUUAGAGACCUGCUAAAAAUAUAUUCGAAUACACAAGUUUCACUGUCGACAUAUGUAUCAGCUCCUGGCAUUGUCAAGCAGAUCUCAGCUCUUCAUUCGGAUUUGAUGAGCCUUCAGUCCGACCUUGAGAAUUCUCUUCCCGAAGACAGAAAUAGGUGUAUUAAUGAACUGUGCAACCUUAUUCAAAGCCUGCAACAACUGCUCUUUGCAUCUUCAACUACAGCACAACCAAUACUGACCCCUCGGCCAUUAAUGAAAGAGCUUGAUGAAAUGGAAAAGAUUAAUGCUAAGCUGUCUGCUGCUGUUGAAGAGGUGACACACGAGCAUGUCAAGAAAAAUGAGAUUGUAAAACAUCAUUCACAAGAAAUUGGACUUCAAAGACGAGUCUUUGUUGAUUUCUUCUGCAAUCCUGAGCGAUUAAGAAGCCAAGUCAGGGAACUGACUGCUCGGGUCAGAGCCUUGCAAAUUUCAUAGCAAUCCAAGUAUUAUCCUUUGUUUCACUCUCUACUUGUGUUAUUAUUAUUAUUAUUAUUUUCUAUAUGGUUUCUUAUCCAAAUGGGCAAUGUGCUGUCGUUUUUUUAUACAAGUGUUUUUCUUGUCCAGAUUGAUUUAACUUUCUAGUAUGGAGCGUUGGCUCAAGCAAUAUUCUUUCCUUUCUUUUCUUGAUUUUAAAAGGAUGCAAUCAAAUACUUCUUUCAUUAUGGUAGUGUAGAUAUUUGUUAGUGUAUGCUGUAUCAUCCCUCCCUAUGAAAAUUGGAAUUGUUGUACUUUACAUGUGCAAAUUAGCAAAUACAUUACAUAUAUAUGUAGAUGAAAAACUGUGAUUAAAGAAUUGGCAUGUUCCGCUUGCCCGAGUAAUUGAUGAAUUACUUCUCAACCCAAA
This is a messenger RNA of Vigna unguiculata (cowpea), 2522 nucleotides long. RefSeq names its product HAUS augmin-like complex subunit (gene AUG3). NCBI's taxonomy places the organism in Eukaryota, Viridiplantae, Streptophyta, Magnoliopsida, Fabales, Fabaceae. Gene Ontology annotation, cellular component: microtubule organizing center; mitotic spindle; HAUS complex. Gene Ontology annotation, biological process: spindle assembly; microtubule organizing center organization. The record is from RefSeq and is a predicted model, not a curated record.